Messenger RNA from Oncorhynchus masou masou (cherry salmon), 6362 nucleotides. RefSeq names its product ITPR interacting domain containing 2 (gene itprid2). Gene Ontology annotation, molecular function: signaling receptor binding. The transcript has 18 exons. NCBI's taxonomy places the organism in Eukaryota, Metazoa, Chordata, Actinopteri, Salmoniformes, Salmonidae. The coding region runs from base 247 to 4698 and encodes 1483 amino acids. The record is from RefSeq and is a predicted model, not a curated record.
AGUUGUUGUCAGUUGGACUUCUAGCUCUCAUUAGCUCCUCUGUACUCAUCCAUCCUUACUGCGUCCUCUGUCCCAUAUCUCUGCCUGGCUGGGAAGGCACUACUUUUAAGUGACAUUUCAGACUGCUUUGGAAUUAUUCUUAGGAUACUAGUUCUGGAGGAAGGAGGAAUACCCACCAGGUGACUUGCCCCUCGCUUUAGCAACACAGCCUGUGGAGAAGAGGAAGAGUGGAUCCAGGAGAGGACCAUGGAGCAAUGUGAGACUUCUGCGAGCCCCAGCAGAGAUCACCCAUGGAAGGCAGCGACCAUGAAGAGGAUGGCCUGGGCCCAGAGCAGAGACUCCUGGCAGGGCCCCUCUGAGAGUCAGGACACCCAGGAUCAGGAGGGUUGCAGCGAGGAGAUGGUGUCCCCGGAGCCCACCAUGGAGACGACGGCCCCGGCCGACGAGCCAGGGCGCUUCCCUAACAAGAUUGCAAGCUGGCUCAAGGACUGCAGGACUCCUCUUGGGGCGUCUUUGGAUGAGCAGAGCAACACGCAGUCCAAGGGAGUGAUGAAGAAUGGAUGCAGCUUUGAAGACGACUUGUCUCUGGGAGCUGAGGCCAACCACCUUCAGCCCAACAGUGCCAAAGCAGAGACACCCUGCUAUGGAAUGCCUGCGAAGGACAAGAGGAGCCAGUUCCGGCAGAAAGGCAGGAGUAUGAACUCAACAGGAUCAGGGAAGAGCAGCACCACUGUGUCCAGUGUGUCUGAGUUGUUGGACCUCUAUGAAGAAGAUCCAGAAGAGAUCCUGUAUAACCUGGGGUUCGGCCGGGAGGAGCCGGACAUUGCCUCUAAGAUCCCCCCGCGCUUCUUCAACGGCUCCUCCGGAGCUAAGGGCAUCGACAUCAAGGUCUAUCUGGGAGCACAGCUGCAACGCAUGGAGAUGGAGAACCCCAACUAUGCCCUGACAAGUCGUUUCCGUCAGAUCGAGGUCCUGACCACGGUGGCCAACGAGUUCUUCCAUCUCUACUCCCAGGUCUCCGGCCAGCCCGUCCAGAAGAUCUGCAGCCUGGAUGGGGAACCGCUCACCAUCGUCCCUCCUUCUCCUCUGAGGAGGAACAACUCAGCCCUGAACGCAGCCAAGAUCCUGAAGAAGACAAUCACUAAACACAACCUGCUGGGUGGGUUGGGGGAGGGGGGUGCUCCUACAAUCACAGCCCUGUCUCCGACAGAGAAACUGUCAGACCAUGUGAGUCCAGGUACAGGGGACAGCGCCGUCACAGCUGACUCCGACCAUAAGGGUGAGCUCAAGCAGAAGGCCUUUAGGAAGAAGGACUCUCCAUCUCUGGCCACUGUGACUGAGGAGAGCCACUCUGGAGGCAGCACUGAGGCCACCCUAAGUGUCAAUGGAGAUGACCAGGCAUUGACCCAGGGGGGUGACCUUAGCCUGUCCAACGAGGCUGACUUGGAGAAAGAGCACCAAGACAUUCAACUGAAGGGCCAGCGAACAAUCACAUCGACCCCAGACAAAGAACCUAACUACAGCCUGCUGCCCAACCCUCACAUCGCCCACCUCCGCACACAGACCAAGGACUCCUUUGAGAUGGAAGAGGUCCAGAGUAAUGAGGAUGAAGCUUUACCUGGGACACACAGCACCUCUAGAGCUGGCAGUGAGCAACUACUAAGAACAGCCAGCCAGCAGUCAGACAGUAGUGGCUUUGCAGAGGACCCUUCUACUGACGGCUCAGCUAACUAUCUAAAGGUACAGGAGAGCUCGGACAGCUGUGACAGUGAGACCACAGUGACGUCUCACGCUGGGGAGGGGACCACUCCUCUAGCGCUGGAACACCCUGCCUUUGGGAGGCUGCAGGGGGAGGAGGAGGGGGAGGAGGAGGGACAGAAACAACUUGUGGCAGACGGAAGGAGGAGUCGGAGCCCUAAUGGGGGGGAGGAGGAGCAACAGGAAGUGCCACAGUACACCACCCAUCAGUUAGCUAAACAAGGAGACAGAGAGGUGGCCCAAGACUCAGAGCAGGACCAGAAGCAUAACACUGCUGAGGAAGCUGCUUCUGUUCAGUUAACUCGUGAGACUUACUGUACUGCUGAGCUUCACGUGGAAGAUGAUCCUGGUUCUAUAGAAGAUCAUGGUUCUGUCCCGGCACCAGACUGUAGCUCUUCUGGUGCCCCAGCCAGGGAGAGUGUGCCUGACAAGGUGGAGAUGGAAGCCAGAACCCCCAGCCCUAGCGCCAGUUGCCCUAGCCUAGGUGCCUCAACCAGGGUCCAAGGGGCCCUUCACAGGGCCCAGCAGAGGGCCUUGUCCUCAGGCCUCCAGGGUCACCGGAUGGAGGGGAAGUUGACAGCCAGGGAUCUGUUCAGGAGACGAGCCCCCCUGACGAGGUCCCGAUCCCUGCCUACCUCCCUCCUCAUCCCCUCCCGUGUGGUCUCCUCUGUCAGGAUCCAGUUUGGCCAGGGUACAGUCAGGCACUGCACCCAGCCAGCCUUCUCCUACCAAUACACCCCAGAAGAGGAGGAGGAGGAGGUGGGGUCCAUCGUGGAAGAGGAGGAGGAGGAGGAGGAGGAGGAGGUUGUUGAAGAUGGGUGUCAGAGGAGAGAAAGCUGCCUCUCUACCUUGAUUAUCAACAGAGGGACCGAGAUAUCGCAUGGCCCCGGGCUACAAAGAGAUGGUGAACUGAGAGGCCUUCAGGGCAGGUUGCCCCCUUACCCCCUGGCCAUCCCCCGCCACCUGACCCGCUCAACCGUCUCACUGCACAGCCACAGCCCCCCUCCUGAGUGGGGAGAGAGGCCUUUGGGGGAGCACCACCAUGCCUGGAGCACCUGUAGCGUACCUAACCUUACCCAACGUAACCUGGCCCACUUCAAUAACCCUAACCUUACCCAACGUAACCUGGCCCACUUCAAUAACCCUAACCUCACCCAGCAUAACCUGGCCCACUUCAAUAACCCUAACCUCACCCAGCACAUCAACCCUAACUCCAACCUAACACAGCACUACCUAGUCCAACACAAUCAACCUAACCUUACUCAACACAACCUUGCUCAGCACAACAACCCUAACCCAGCCCAGUACAACCCCACUUUGCCCCAUGGCAGUGUCCCCAACCUAGCCCAAUACAGCAACCCUAAUCCCUACUUGUCCGACCACAAUAGUCCCACCCUACCCCAUGGCAGUAUCCCCAACUUGUUCCAGUAUCAGCCCUCCACCCACCACCACCACACCCUCCAUAGCCUCCCUACCCAUCCAUAUGGUAGUGUACCUAACCUUCCCCAGCACACAGCUCCCACCUUACCCCAUCAUGUGGCCCAUAACUGUCCUCCUUCUAGUGCUCCAUACACUAACAACAUGGGUAACCUUCUUCCACACAACUUCCCAUGUUCCCUGUACAGCUCCUCCUGUAACACCCCACCCCUUAGUGCCCCCUUCAGUUCAACUUACCAUAACUACAACGGUAACCCCUAUAGUGGAUCCUACAAUGAGCUAACCAGCAACAAUCCUUAUACUGCCCAUAGCUCUUACUCUAACCCUUCAAACACACCUUCCAACCUGCCUCAUCUCUCUACUGCCCCCUAUGGAGGACCAUAUAGUACUCCAUAUUUGGGCCACCACCCUCUGAUCCCAUACCCUCAUGACCCUAUGGCUACAACCUCCCGUCUUCCCCCAGCCCUGUCUACCACUGAGAUGCAACUGAGAAGGGUCCUUCACGACAUCAGAGGAACUGUGCAGAACUUGGCUCAGAAUUCAUCAGAACGCGGAGCAGACACUCCCUCCAACAUGUUCAACCCUCAGCGACCUGCCCAGCCACUGUAUGAGACUUCUCUCCAGGAGCUGCAGGCUAAGAGGAGGAGUCUGAAUGUGUUCCGGACUCAGAUGAUGGAUCUGGAACUGUCCCUGAUGAAACAACAGGCUUUAGUCUACCAGCACCUCAGUCACGACGAGAGGCAGGAGGCGGAGCAGCUGCAGGGUCUACGGUCUGAAGUGAGACAGGAGCUGCAGGAACUAGAGCUCCAGCUGGAGGAUCGGCUGCUGACCCUGAACGAGCAGCUCCGCUCUGCCAGCCAGCACAGUCUCUACCGCCACAGCAUGGGUAUGAAGAGAGGUCACAGCAUGGACAGCCUGUCUAACAGUUCUGCUCUGAGAGCUAUGGAGCCGAUGUCAGACCUGCUGAGGGAGCAGCUGUACCUGCAGACAGAGCUGGGCUAUGAGGGCAGGGCAGAGGGUGGAGCUAGCAUGGCCCCCACCCCUAGCUCGGGCCUCUCUUCCAGGUCAGCCAGUCCAACGAGGUCCUCUGGACGUCACCCUGGCCCAGCCCACGCCCCGGAGCUGUCCCUCCCAGGUCCCCAGAAGACUGGGAUGUACCGGGCUUCCGUCUCCCUCACCCCGGCACCUCCUCCACGGCCUGGUGCUGCCACAUGGGUAUCCCAGUGCUCAGACCAGGCACUGCCAGUGCAAGGUCCUGGAGAGGAGGAGGAGGAGGUUGGAGGAGGGAUAGCAGCUGUAGACCCUCACCUACUGGAGGAGAGGGGCAAAGAGGGAGGAGGUGGUCUAGGAGAAGGAAGAGCAGACAACUCCAAUCUACAGGAGCUCAUCAAGGAGAUCAAAGAGAGUCUAGCUGAUGAGAUCCGACAGGAGAUAGUCAAUGAGCUCCUAGCUGCCGUGUCUCCACGACGAUCACCUGUGUCGACCAGAGAAUAUCCGCUGUGAACUUGACGACAGUUGAACACUGAUGAGGCCUGGUGUAGUCUCCCCAACCUGAACACUGGUGAAGCCAUGCACUGAACAGCCCAACAACCCCUUAACACUGUUUCAACUAUUUACAGAGAUAAUGGCAGCUACGUGAACACUGUGUUUCUACCGUAGGAAUAGAAUUAUAUUUCUAUGGUUUCUACUUCAGAGAGUGUGACUGUGGCUGGUACCUUAACACCCGUAUGCCUGGUGACCUGGGAGACACAUGAUGCUAUAUAUUUGCUUUUAUAGUGAACUCUUCUUCUGUCUUAACGGUCCAAUUUCAAACACAGAAUGUUACUUGGUGUGUUUAUUUAGCUGAAGACUAACUAUGUUGUUAAACAAUCAUGAACAUUAACCCAAAAUGAAAUUAUUUUGACAUGCAAAAAUGUGUUUAAGGUUAAUUCUAGGAUUUUGUUUUUCCAUCCUGGCUGUGUGUGACGUUAUGCUACGUUAGGCCUAUGCCAUUAUUCUGACGUUGUGUAUGGGUUGUAUUUAAGCACGUAGAUGUGGGUCAGAGUGCAUGUCUUGUCCUGUAGGUGUAAGAUGACCAAGGUUGAGGAGACUUGAGGCCUGGUUGAUGAUAAUGGUUGUAUGGGAGUUUAGUGUCUGCUGUAAAUGACCAUGCCCUCUUCUAAUGCAACCUCUAUGAGGAAUGAACCAGACCUGGGUUCAAAUACUAUUUGAAAUCUUUGAAGUACUUUGAACAUUUUCUCUUGCCUGCCAGGAGGGUCAGAUUGGUGGGGUUUACUGUUUUGGGACUAUUAUAUUAGUGAAUUAAUCCAGGCAUGCUCCGAUAAAGUAUUUGCACCCAGGUCUAGAACUAACUGUGCAAUACAUUUCACUGUCUCUGAACUUGAAAAGAUCAAUAGUAGAAACUACUGUUUUUGAAACGCACCACUUGAAGAUAAGUGUAUGCAUUAUAUUAAUUCCACACUUUUGUCCUGGGUCGUGUUCAUUAGGGUAACAAUGGAAAACGUUUAAAAGCAUUUUUCAACUAAAUGAACGUUUCUUAUUGGACUAAUAAGUCCAGUAAGUCUCUCCCUGUUUGUCCAUUUUCCUCCGUUUGGUGGUUAAUGAAUCCGACCCAGAUGUACGCGUUUUUGUUAGAAAACUGUCUCACGUGAAAAACAAACCAAGUUCACAUUCCUAACUGUAUUUCUUAUCUUAAACAGAUGUUAAAACCACUAAAUGUAUUUGUCCUGAUAUAUUUUCUUUAAAGGAAUGAGGAAAGAGAUACUGUAAAAGAGAGACUUCUGUCUUGAACUGGAGAGUAGAAUGAACCGUCUAUCUCAUCUGAUAGACUCUGGUAGAACUGUCAAUAGAGCCUAUUGUUCCCGCUCAUACUUUUGGACAGAAUCAUUGUGUAUUUAUGAGUAUAUUAUAUUUCAAAUGUGAGGAUUAUAAUGUUGUAUUUUCCUGCUGGAUUUGUAAUUAUAAGAUGAAACAGACAUUUAUUUUACCACAGAUGUUUAAUUAUAUUGUUUUCCAAAAUGAUUUAUUGUUACUAACUGAUUUAUUUCCACAUGUGGCUACUUCCUGCUAAUGGGGAGCUUCUUUUUAAUCAGAUUUUGUUUAUCUUUAUUUUGGGAUGCAUGAGGGAUUGUCUCUAUAGCAAAUAAUAAAGAUUUAUUUAUUUUCAA